Messenger RNA from Plasmodium malariae, 570 nucleotides. RefSeq names its product conserved Plasmodium protein, unknown function. The record is from RefSeq and is a predicted model, not a curated record. The transcript has 3 exons. Lineage: Eukaryota; Apicomplexa; Aconoidasida; Haemosporida; Plasmodiidae. The coding region runs from base 1 to 570 and encodes 189 amino acids.
AUGAACAACAUAUGUACAACGGUAGUGGCUGUUAACAUUUUAGAGUUCUUUCCCUGGUUAGAUGACUUGUUUAAGUUAAUGUACUUGAACAAAGAAUGGAGGUACACCGUCCUUGAUGUUAUCCGAAAUACAAAUUUCUUAAAUGGGAAAACUAUCAUGCGAUUAAAAAAUAAAAAGUAUAUUUUGCUAAUUUUAAAAUAUAUGAAGUGCAACAAUAAAAGAGGAAAAGCAAUAUGCGAGCAUUUCGACCGUAUAGACCUGGGGAGUUACAAGUUGUGCUACUUCCCUAAUGUUUUAGAGCUAAUCAUCGCGUCCUGUAACUUGAACCCUUUGUUCUUUAACUGCAUCCAACACAUAUUUCCAAGAUUGAUAUACUUUAAGUUGAUUAUUAGAACCCCUGUAUGUAUACCUCUUUUAAAAAACUUUUGCUUCAAUUCGAAGAGUCUUAGGUAUAUGAUUAUCUGUUUUGUGAACAGUACCCUUGACAAGGAGUACAAAGAGAAAUUGAGGAACAGCUUAACAACCUUUUUUCGACUUUGGAAUAUUAAUGUUCAACUAAUAACAGAGUAG